Molecule: messenger RNA, 2069 nt
Organism: Astyanax mexicanus (Mexican tetra)
Lineage: Eukaryota; Metazoa; Chordata; Actinopteri; Characiformes; Acestrorhamphidae
Gene: insyn2a
Product: inhibitory synaptic factor 2A
Exons: 4
Coding region: 510-1961 (483 amino acids)
Biological process (GO): inhibitory postsynaptic potential
Cellular component (GO): postsynaptic density
Source: RefSeq, a predicted model, not a curated record
GCGGUGGAGCUGCAUCACAGAAUGAAUCUCCUGAACGGGAGUGAAUGCCAUCGCUGACAUCGCUGAGUUUGGCGCUCUGCCGUCCGUGUUCGAGAGAGUGCGUAAGAGCGAGCGCGUGCAUGUGAGUGCGCGCAUGCAUGUGAAUGCGUGUGUGCGUGUGUAAGAGUGUGUGAGAGAGUGCGCGAGUGCGUGUGUGAGGGUGUACGGGUCACGCAGAAAUGGCAGUAGCGUAGCGGCAGCAGCUCGGACUCGGCGCGGAUGCGUCUGUGGAUGUGUACCGGCCGAGAGGAAGUGACUAACGAUCUGUUUACGUCUGAGGAGCAACUUCCAGCAUGGCAGGUCCUCGUCCUCCUCGCUCAUCCCUCGCUCUGCCCUCUCCCCUCCGCCGUCUUCCACCCGCCGGAGCCCUGCUGCACUGAGAGACGCCAGAGCGAGCGAGGAAGGACAUGCAGUGUCCAGAGCAGCAGGCUCUGUCUCAGCUCCGUCAGUGACCUGCAUCUGGAGGAACCAUGGUGAGCAAAGAGGUUGGGAAGUGCAUGCUCACCAACUCUGAGUCGGACUCCGAGACGGCACCUUCCAUGGCCCUGGAGGUGAAAGGUCCAUCGGACGCGAGCCGGCAGGUGCGCAAGCGCAACAAAGCCUUGCAGGUACGCUUCAAGGACAUCUGCGAGGCGCAGAGCGAGCAGGCGGCUGCGGAGCGAGGAGGAGCUAAGUCCGUCUCUUAUAAAGUGGCUUACCGCAAGUACAUGACCGUCCCUGCACGGAGGUCCAUCCCCAACGUGACCAAAAGUACGGGAGUUCAGACUUCUCCAGAUCUGAGGAAGCGCUACCAGACUUUCCCACUGGAGAGAAAGAAAGGCCAUACCGUGAAGCACGCAGCCACAGUGGAGAGCUACAAAGACCAGGAUAAUGGAUUUGUUAUUGAUGUUAAACGGGCAAAAGCGGGCGAGACUGGUAAAGAGGGGGCACCACCUCACACCGUCAUGAAAAAAACUAAAGCAUUAAUGCACACUAACGAGUGCAUAGCCACCAUCGAGCACCACGCGAACACUGCAGAGUGCACAGAAAGGACACUGUUGCCUUGUCCUGUGGAGUCAGGGGUGGACCAAUCGGAUUACCAGAUCUGUGCAGUGAGGAGUAAACAUCGCAAAAGCUUCCAGAGGGACUCUGAGUCGCUUGACCGCUCAGGGAAGCGGCAGCUGUUGAACUCUGAGGAUGGAGGUAGCAGGGCGUUGCCGGACGCCAGCUCCAAGGUGACUGGCCCAAUCGCCUGGAACUCCCUCACGCAGGUGGAGUGCCUGGAGAGCCCGUCGGCACGCAGCAAGCGCAAAAAGGCUCUGCAGCUCAACGGCCUGCAAUCGCAGACGCUGCCCAGGACCGGCUGCACCACGCAGGCGCAGUGCCAUGCCGGAAUGAUCUCUGCCCGGCCCCUGCGGGCCAUGGAGGAGGCGGACGUGGUGGCCCCUGCCUCCACAGCACCCAUCGCCGUGCCGGCACCUGCGUGCGAGGGCGUGACGGGGACAUCGACGGGGACCGUGCAAGGGGACAGCGAGUCCUGCAAGCAGAUAGUGCCUGUCAAUCAGGACAGGGACGUAAAAGCACAGCUGCAAGCCAUGGAGAGUAUGAUCAGCUCAAGCCAGGAAACCAUCAAAGUGCUGCUCGGAGUCAUUCAGGAGCUGGAGAAAGGAGAGGCGCACAGAGAAGGGCUCUCCUAUCGAACCGGGCAGGACACGGCCAACUGCGACACGUGCCGGAACAGUGCGUGCAUCAUUUACAGUGUGGAGCUGGAUUUUAAGCAGCAGGAGGAUAAGCUGCAGCCGCUGAUGAAGAGGUUGUGUUCAGCGGAGGACUCGCCCUUCGCCUCGCUGCCUUACCCCCAGGAGGCGUACACCUCCACGCCCAAACGCAAGGCCAAAGCCGAGGCCAAGAAACACGCGCGCUGGAAACUCUGGUUCUUAUGAAAGAUUAAGAUUAAGAUCUGGUUCUUAUGAAAGGACACGCACACACUCUCUCCAGCAUCCUCCUCUCCUCCCUCUCUCUCUCACUCUUUCUGGAGUUUCCGCAUUUUA